Anneissia japonica is the source of this 748-nucleotide messenger RNA. RefSeq names its product ubiquinol-cytochrome-c reductase complex assembly factor 2-like. Lineage: Eukaryota; Metazoa; Echinodermata; Crinoidea; Comatulida; Comatulidae. The transcript is spliced from 4 exons. Gene Ontology annotation, biological process: mitochondrial respiratory chain complex III assembly. The coding region runs from base 19 to 402 and encodes 127 amino acids. Gene Ontology annotation, cellular component: mitochondrial matrix. The record is from RefSeq and is a predicted model, not a curated record.
GUAAAAUUCGAUGGAAUAAUGGCAGUUAGAUAUAGGAGUUUUCUCCGAUUAUGUCAGAAUUGGCCAUUAGAUCCAACCAAAGAAGGUCGGGAUAUAGCCGUGCAUAUUAGAAGAAAAGUUGCAGAAGGGUUUAGGCAUGGUGAAAAUACAAAGGUGGAUGAGGUCGAGUGUCAAAGGGUGUAUACUGCAUUGGAGAAACUGUCUACAAAUUAUUACAAAAAUAAAUAUCCAACUGUAAAGAAUGUGACAGGAGCUCUUGGUGUAGAUGUAGAAGACUGUAAACUAGCAAUGUCAACAGAUUCUAUUAGAGAACUUGAUGAGAUGACUAAAAGUUACUGGUCCAAGAUGAAGGAGUUUGCAACUAAAGAGGAUAAAAUGAAGAGGCAGUGCCCAGGUUCUUGAUUUUUAAAUACCACCACCAAAGACUACUCCGACGGUAGGUGAUGGAGCAUAUUGAAGAACCGUGCACUGAUAUUGUGGAUGCUGAAAGGAUGGUGCUAUUUAAUUUUUAAUAGUUCACCUAGUCAAAGGGAUCUACUUCUGCACUUUCACCAUUUUUCUCAUUGCAAGAAGUAGUUGGUGGUGAUCCCUAAUUGUUGCAAUGCCCUAUGUGGUUUUUGAGUUUUAUGGCUUAAAAUACACAGAAAAGCUGAAAAAUUAUGAAUUAUGAGCAACAUAAUUGCCUUGUACAAUCUAUUUAUUGCAAAAACUGCCAAUAAUAUUUAGUCAAUAAAGGUGAAAAAAAAAA